Colletotrichum phormii is the source of this 1494-nucleotide messenger RNA. Its product is annotated as major facilitator superfamily transporter. The coding region runs from base 1 to 1458 and encodes 485 amino acids. The transcript is spliced from 6 exons. Gene Ontology annotation, molecular function: transmembrane transporter activity. The record is from RefSeq and is a predicted model, not a curated record. Gene Ontology annotation, cellular component: membrane. Gene Ontology annotation, biological process: transmembrane transport. NCBI's taxonomy places the organism in Eukaryota, Fungi, Ascomycota, Sordariomycetes, Glomerellales, Glomerellaceae.
AUGAAACUCUCUUUCAACAACCGAAAGGCCGAAUCAGAUGGCAAAGGUCCCACAUUUGUCCCGAUUGAAGUUGAGGAGGCUCUCAAAGUUGCCCCUGAGGUUCGAGACUACGCUGGAGCGCAUGCGAAGUACGACCCAGCCGAAAUUGCCCUAGUACGCCGGCUCGACUGUAUGAUCAUGCCCGUUCUCUGGUUCAUGUACUGGCUCAAUUACUUGGAUCGUAAUGCCAUCGCCCUCGCGAGACUUAACACCCUCGAAGAAGAUCUCAACCUCUCCUCGACAGAAUACCAAACAUGCGUCUCCAUCCUCUUCGUCGGAUACGUCAUCGUCGGUAUUCCCGCCAACAUGGUCGUAACACGCGUCCGCCCGAGCCUCUGGAUGAGCUCCUGUAUGGGUGUCUGGGCCAUCAUCAGCGCCCUCACCGCAGUCAGCCAGAACUACACGGGCUUGCUACUCACUCGCUUCUUCCUCGGCAUCACCGAAGCUCCGUACUACCCUGGUGCUCUUUACGUUCUCGCCACGUUCUACACCCGCAAAGAGUUGGCGACGAGGAUAUCAAUCCUGUAUACGGGAAAUAUCCUCGCAACGGCAUUUGCUGGCUUGAUCGCGCUAGGAAUCUUCCAGAUGCAUGGGAUGUCCGGCAUCGCAGGCUGGAGAUGGCUCUUCAUCAUCCAGGGCGUAGUCACCUUCAUAAUCGCCAUAAUAGCCUUCUUCAUCCUGCCCGACGAACCCCUCACGACGCGAUGGCUCACCCCUGAAGAGCGCAUCCUAGCCAACGAGCGUAUCCUACGAGAUACUGUCGGAAACACUGGCCAGACGACUACCUGGUCUGGUCUCCUCGAGGCUGCCAAAGAUCCCAAGGUCUGGCUUUUCACCGUAAUGCAGCACUGCCACCUGGGCGCGAACGGUUUCAAGAACUUUUUCCCGACUGCGGUUGAGACGUUGGGGUUUGAUGAGACUAUUACGUUGGUGCUUACUUGCCCGCCGUAUCUCAUUGCUGGGAUAAUAUCGAUUGCAUGGUCUUGGUCUUCUGGGAGGUUCAAUGAACGUACUUGGCACAUCACCAUAGCAAAGACAGUUGCUGUGUUUGGCUUUAUCCUUGGCUGCGCCACACUCAACACUGGUGCCAGAUACUUCUCCAUGGUCGUCUUCUCCGUCGGCACAUAUGCAGUGAAUUCAAUCAUACUAGGGUGGGUCUCGGCGACUUGCUCCCAGACGAAGGAAAAGAAGGCGUCCUCCCUGGCCAUCGUCAACUGCAUCGCCGUCGCAUCCUUCAUCUGGACACCCUACAUGUGGCCCAAGUCGGAUGAGCCCCGAUACGUCAUGGCGAUGUCUUCGAGCGCGGCGCUCAGCGUUGCGACUGCUAUGGGUGCCUGGGCGAUGCGGUUCUGGCUCAUGAGUGAGAACAAGAAGAUUCGGCAAUCUGAGAGUGAGAAUAUUCUGUUUUAUGCGUAUUGAGGUUCUGGUCAGGUAGAGACUGCAGGAUGCUUGGAA